Hibiscus syriacus is the source of this 1314-nucleotide messenger RNA. RefSeq names its product 3-hydroxyisobutyryl-CoA hydrolase-like protein 3, mitochondrial. Gene Ontology annotation, biological process: L-valine catabolic process. Lineage: Eukaryota; Viridiplantae; Streptophyta; Magnoliopsida; Malvales; Malvaceae. Gene Ontology annotation, molecular function: 3-hydroxyisobutyryl-CoA hydrolase activity. Gene Ontology annotation, cellular component: cytosol. The record is from RefSeq and is a predicted model, not a curated record.
GAAGACUACACUAUUCUUGUUACCGAAAAACCCUACUUUAUCGGUGGUUCUUUGCCUGCAGUGAUUCGAAUUCGAAAGCUAUUCACCAUGGCUGAAGCUGAAGCUUUUGUUAAGGGAAAUGUUUAUCCCAACGGCGUUGCAAUCAUUACUCUCGAUCGUCCCAAAGCACUAAACGCCAUGAAUUUAGAUAUGGAUAUCAAGUACAAACAAAUUCUUGAAGAAUGGGAAUCGGAUCCUAAGGUCAAAUGUGUGCUGGUCGAGGGCAGCUCACCGCGUGCCUUUUGUGCAGGAAUGGAUAUUAAAGGCGUUGUUGCUGAAAUCCAAAAAGACAGAAACACACCUCUUGUUCCCAAGGUCUACGCGGCAGAAUAUUCUCUAAUAUGCAAAAUUUCGGAGUACAAGAAACCUUAUAUAUCAUUCAUGGAUGGCAUAACAAUGGGCUUUGGAAUUGGCCUAUCUGGCCAUGGUUGCUACAGAGUGAUAACUGAGAGGACUGUUCUUGCUAUGCCAGAAAAUGGAAUUGGAUUAUUUCCUGACGUUGGCUUUUCAUAUAUAGCAGCACAAACUCCGGGAGGGGGUUCUGUUGGUGCUUAUCUUGGAAUGACUGGGAAAAGGAUAUCAACGCCUUCAGAUGCGUUAUUUGUUGGUCUUGGAACGCACUAUGUGUCAUCUGGGAAUCUUGGUUCACUAAAGGAAGCCCUUCUAGCCAGCACCUUUUCGGAGGAUCUACAUAAGGAUGUUACGACACUGUUGGCAAAAUACAGCAGCACCACCGAGUCAGAAGCUCACUUGAAGUCACUUUUGCCUCAGAUAACUUCAUGCUUUGGUGCCAAUAAGUCGGUUAAGGAGAUAGUUGAAGAGCUUAAAAAACAUCAGCAAAGUACAGAAGCUUCAGUGGUUGAGUGGGCAAAUGAAGCUCUGCAGGGUCUUGGGAAGGGCGCUCCCUUUUCUAUUUGCUUAACACACAAUUAUUUCUCUAGAGUUGCAUCCGGAUGUGGUAAACAGAACAACGAAUUUACGACGCUAAAAGGUGUCAUGAAGACUGAAUACCGCGUUGCCAUAUGGUCUUCUCUGCGUAAUGAUUUUGCUGAAGGUGUCCGUGCAAUCUUGAUUGACAAGGAUCAGAAUCCGAAGUGGAACCCUCCGAGCUUGGAUGAAGUUGACCAAAAGGAAGUAGAGGCAGUCUUUGAACCUUUAGGUCCCGGAAUCGAAGAGUUGAACGUUUAAGGUUCAGACCUUCACCUAUCGAGUUCGGUUUUGUUGUUUUCGCGUAUGAUAUGAAGAUGUCGGAACUUUGAAGAUUAAGAAAAAUAA